Messenger RNA from Colletotrichum navitas, 2660 nucleotides. Its product is annotated as glucose transporter rco-3. The record is from RefSeq and is a predicted model, not a curated record. The transcript is spliced from 3 exons. Gene Ontology annotation, cellular component: membrane. NCBI's taxonomy places the organism in Eukaryota, Fungi, Ascomycota, Sordariomycetes, Glomerellales, Glomerellaceae. Gene Ontology annotation, biological process: transmembrane transport; carbohydrate transport. Gene Ontology annotation, molecular function: carbohydrate:proton symporter activity. The coding region runs from base 456 to 2174 and encodes 572 amino acids.
ACACCCCGGACUCGCGCUAGCCUGCUUUUUCCCUCUGUGCCGUCCUCUCUGGGCUGGCUCCCCUGGCAGGCUCUCUCUCUCUCUCUCUCUCUCUCACACACACACACACACAUACACGCUUCCGUGGUGUUCUGGGUUCGCUGUGGCUUUGGCCCUUCCUUCCGACUGACCUGCCUAAGUAAACUAGCCGGGUCCCGACCGUCCGACUUUCCUCCUUCCCUCGCCCGUCCGUCUCCCUGCUUCCUUCUCCACACCAAUCUGCCCGUCUGUUCCAUCCUAUCCGUUCAUCGUUACCCACACUUUGUCGAUUCACCACCUCGAACUCGCUUGCCGCUUGUCAGUCAAAUGGUCGCCGGCCCAUUUCGACCUCACUUCCCCACGACAUCUGAGAGAACCGCCCUCUUGUAGCACCACGAUCACCUUCUGGACUGACUUCGUCCACCGUCCCAUUCACCAUGGCGAUAGCCAUGGGCUGGCAGAAGCCCGACAAUGUCGCCGGCUCGUCGGCCCCGGCUAUCAUGGUCGGCCUGUUCGUCGCCUCGGGCGGAUUGCUCUUUGGCUACGACACUGGAACAAUCAACGGCAUCAUCUCCAUGACUGCUUUCCGACGAGACUUCACGACCGGCUACACCGAGAACGGCCUGCCCACCAUUUCGCCCGCCGAAUCUUCUAUCAUCGUUGCGAUCCUGAGCGCCGGUACCGUACUCGGCGCCCUUUUGGCCGCGCCCAUCGGUGAUACCUGGGGCCGUCGCAUCUCGCUUAUCCUGUCCGUCGGCGUCUUCAGCUUUGGCGGCAUUUUCCAAGUCUGCGCGCACGAUAUCCCAAUGCUCUUAGUUGGAAGGUUUUUUGCUGGCGUCGGAGUUGGUUCCAUCUCGGUGCUCGUGCCCGUCUACCAGUCAGAAAUGGCCCCGAAGUGGAUUCGAGGUACUCUCGUAUGUGCCUAUCAGCUUUCCAUCACGAUAGGUCUAUUGUCUGCAUCCUUUGUCAACAUCUUGACCGAGAAGUUGGAUACCGCCGCCGCAUACCGGGUACCACUCGGCCUUCAGCUAGUGUGGGCUGUCGUUCUCUCCAUCGGCCUUCUCAUUCUUCCCGAGACACCACGCUUUCUCGUCAAGCAGGGCAAGCCGGAGGCAGCAGGUCUUUCCCUCAGUCGCCUUCGGCGUCUCGACAUUACGCACCCCGCUCUGCUCGAAGAGCUUCAGGAAAUUGUUGCCAACCACGAAUAUGAACUCACGCUUGGCCCAGACUCCUACAAGGAAAUCUUUUAUGGGUCUCCCCAUCUCGGCCGACGAACUCUUACGGGUUGCUGCCUGCAGAUGCUGCAGCAACUCACAGGUAUCAACUUCAUCAUGUACUACAGCACAUCCUUCUUCGAUGGCGCCAAGGUCGAGAACCCUUAUCUUAAGGCCCUCAUUAUUAACAUCAUCAAUGUCGUUUCGACUGUCCCGGGUCUCCUCGUCAUUGAAUCCUGGGGUCGGCGCAAGCUUCUCAUGGUCGGCGCCAUGGGCAUGGCGGUUUGCCAGCUUCUCAUUGCCUCCUUUACCACGGCAGCCGGAGAGAACCUGCAGCAGGCCGCCCAGACGAUACUCAUCGUCUUCUGCGCCGUCAACAUAUUCUUCUUCGCAGCAUCAUGGGGACCCGUGUGCUGGGUCAUCACGUCCGAGAUAUAUCCUCUGAAGGUCCGUGCCAAGGCCAACUCGAUAUCAACCGCCUCGAACUGGCUGCUGAACUUCGGCAUCGCAUAUGGCACACCGUUCAUGGUUGGACAAGGGGCCGGUUCGGCCGAUAUCGGCCCCAAAAUCUUCUUCCUCUGGGGUGCCUUUUGUAUAUUGGCUGUUCUUUUUGUGUGGUGCAUGGUCUUCGAGACCAGUAAGAUCAGUCUGGAGCAGAUUGACGAAAUGUACGAACGUGUCGACUACGCCUGGAACAGCACCAGGUUCGAACCAAGUUGGAGUUUCCAACAAAUACUAGACGAGGGCUGGUCACCAAGCGGUCAACCUCCUCCAGAACAUGAACUGCAGCAGACGCAGACCAACUCAACCACGCAAACCACACAAUCAUCACAAACAAACUCGAAUUCGGCAACAUCGACAAACACGGGCGCUACCGAGAACUCGACUUCAGCAGAAGCGAAGAUGCUGUCCCAAAUGGGCAAUGUGGACUUCAGCUAUUGAUCAUUAUACCCAUCAUCUACUUUAAAUGUGCUGUUUACCAUUACCACUCUUCUUCUUUCAUUGAUUUUUCUUUGUUUUCCUGUUCCGAAUCAUAUCCCGGAUAGCAGCGUUGGAGUUUAUGAUGAACGGAGUUUAUGGGGGGGGGGUUACUGCUUAUAACCACUGACGGGCGGUUGGUUUUUGGUUUUUUUUUGGGGGGGGGGAGUGUCAUACUAGUUGAAAUGGGAAAUGCCACCACAUCGCAGCGGUCACUUGGACAAGGAAGAAAGAAAUCACGGUCGACAUUGGCGACAAAAUCCAGUGUCUUAACGACGGAGUCACCGUUUUUGGCGCAAAGGAGCCGAUGAUUUACCAAAAACUACCUCUUCGGGCUUAAACACCUAACAGAAGACGGUGGGGAAAAGGCAGCUUUAGCCAACUGAGAAGAUGGGAAGGGGGCGUAGUAGCCCCGUUGUCAUCUACGAAUUUGACUCAACUUAGUCCAGC